Messenger RNA from Penicillium pulvis, 1671 nucleotides. RefSeq names its product glycerophosphocholine acyltransferase. NCBI's taxonomy places the organism in Eukaryota, Fungi, Ascomycota, Eurotiomycetes, Eurotiales, Aspergillaceae. Bases 1 to 1671 code for a protein of 556 amino acids. Gene Ontology annotation, biological process: phosphatidylcholine biosynthetic process. The transcript has 2 exons. The record is from RefSeq and is a predicted model, not a curated record.
AUGGGGAUGCUAACGUUUGGUCGUUUCCUUAGCCGGCCUUACCCUCACCUCCGGGACGGUCCCACCCUCUUCUCCUUCCAACAACAGUUCCUGAUGGAGGAAUCAAGCGCCCACCAACGUCGGAAAUCCGACUCGGCAGUCGCGCCAGAGUCGGUGGCGUCGACACCGGGGGCUUAUGACUUGGAUAACCCUUUCUUGGAGGAGUUCGCUGACGGGGAUGAAUUCUACUCCCCUCCUCCUUCCCCAGGCAAGCUUUCGCGUAACGGUUCCUUCUCAAACAGCAGCUCGUACCAAGAAGAUUGGGAAACAUUCCCGCCUCUGGACAAGUUGACUAUAUUCGAUCUUCUCGACAACUUCCAGCUUACGCAGCGUCUGGAAAAAUGGCAACAUACAAUCAAUCUGCAGAAAGAGAAGGUGCGCAAGCAGCGUGAGAAGCUCCGAUCGACCGGGCAGAACGCCAGACAGCGGGUUGUGGGAGAGUGGAAGCGUCGAGUUCCGACCGCGGACGAGCGACUCGAUAGAUACCGAAAGCGCAUGAAGGCCGGGGUGGAGCGCCUGGGUAAACAGUGGAGCAAGACCGCCACUGUCACUCUUCGAGAGAAAGCCUCCUUCAUCGCGGGUGUGCUCAACAUCUUUAUUAGUGGCUACCUGAUCGGUGCUUGCCCCCAAUACUUCUAUCUCUGGUUUACCGCCCAGCUGGCGUACUUCAUGCCCAUCCGGUAUUAUACCUACCAUGCCAAGGGCUACCACUACUUCCUCGCCGAUCUGUGCUACUUCGUGAACAUGCUCUGUAUGCUGAGUCUGUGGGUUUUCCCUGGCUCGAAACGGCUGUUCUUGGGUACGUUUUGUUUGACGUUUGGAAACAACGCGGCGGCCAUCGCCAUGUGGCGGAACUCGCUGGUUUUCCAUAGUAUGGACAAAGUCGUCAGUCUAUUUAUUCACAUCAUGCCACCGGUCACGUUGCACUGCCUUGUUCACUUGACUCCAGUCGAGAUGCUCAAAGAGCGAUUCCCCGCAGUCUAUGCCAUCAAGUUCAGCAAGCCGGGUGACCCUGAGCAUUACUCGCUAUGGGCCAUGAUUAUCUGGUCUACUAUUCCAUACUUGGUUUGGCAGUUGGCAUACCAUUUCAUGAUCUCCGUGCGCCGUGCGGACAAGAUUGCGGCGGGACGCCCCACGAGCUUUACCUGGCUUCGCAAGUCAUACUCCAAGGCCUGGAUUGGACGGUUUGUCCUGAGCCUUCCGGAGGCACUGCAAGAACCGGCCUUUAUGCUGAUCCAAUACGUCUUUGCGCUUUCGACCAUGAUCCCAUCUCCCAUCUGGUUCUGGUACCGGAAUGCAAGCGGUAUUUACAUUUUCGCCUUAUUCGUGUGGAGUAUCCACAACGGCGCUACCUACUAUAUCGAUGUGUUUGGUAAGCGAUUCCAGAAGGAGCUGGACCAGCUGAAGAUGGAUGUUGCUCGGUGGCAAAGUUCUCCCGAUGGAGCAGCUAGCCCGUUCAUCUUCCCGGAGACUCCCGCUACUGUCGCCGCCGAUGCAUCCCGGACUCAUGCUCCUCUCGAGAAGCGAGGCAGUGUUGACAGGAUUCCUUUGUUGGAUGCCAACCUGGCUGCCUCGACUGCCUUCCGUGAUGCUGCCCGGGACACCGAUUCCACUGUUCGCGAGAGAACCUAA